CUCUCCGGUCCGUGCCUCCAAAAUGACAAAGAAAAGAAGGAACAAUGGUCGUGCCAAAAAGGGCCGCAGCCACGUGCAGCCUAUUCGCUGCACUAACUGUGCCCGAUGCGUGCCCAAGGACAAGGCCAUUAAGAAAUUCGUCAUUCGAAACAUAGUGGAGGCCGCAGCAGUCAGGGACAUUUCUGAAGCGAGCGUCUUCGAUGCCUAUGUGCUUCCCAAGCUGUAUGUGAAGCUACAUUACUGUGUGAGUUGUGCAAUUCACAGCAAAGUAGUCAGGAAUCGAUCUCGUGAAGCCCGCAAGGACCGAACACCCCCACCCUGAUUUAGACCUGCGGGUGCUGCCCCACGUCCCCCACCAAAGCCCAUGUA
Molecule: messenger RNA, 369 nt
Organism: Nomascus leucogenys (northern white-cheeked gibbon)
Lineage: Eukaryota; Metazoa; Chordata; Mammalia; Primates; Hylobatidae
Source: RefSeq, a predicted model, not a curated record